AUGGAUAAGAAAAAAGUAAGUGCCGUUGGUAUUUGUUUAUCCGCUGCCGAAAUGUUAGUCGUUAAACUGAAAGAAAAGAAGCAAAGAAAAAAGCGACGUUUUGGGAGGAGACCUAUGAAUAGAAAUCGGGAUAAGGGUUCUUCACAGCAAGAAGUGGCAUGGAACUUUAAAAUUGGGAAGACUACCGUACACUGCAUCAUUAAAGAAACUACAGAAGCAAUUUAUAAAGUAUUACAACCUUUGGUAUUAUUAGAGCCCACCAAGGAAACUUUUACUGCAAUUGCGACAGAUUUUUUUAAUAAAUGGCAAUUACCAAAUUGUUCUGGUGCAGUGGAUGGCAAGAACAUCUACAUCCAAGCGCCAAAAAAUGGAAGUCUGUUUUAUAAUUAUAAACAAUCAUUUAGCAUUGUUUUAAUGGUAGAUGCAAAUUAUAAGUUUUCAAUGGUGGACAUUGGUGUUUAUGGUUCCAAUCAUGAUGGCGCUAUAUUUAUGGAAAGUGUUUUUGGAGCAGCACUGUUAAAUGGAAAUUUAAACCUUCCACUACCAAAAGAAUUACCGGGAACAAAUGUUGUCUUGCCUCAUUUUCUUGUAGGAGAUCAAGCAUUUCCACUACAUGAGAACAUUAUGAGGCCAUAUCCAGGACAACAUUUAGGGGUUGAAAAAAAUAUCUUCAACUACAGAAUUUCCAGAGGUAGGAGAGUAGUUGAAAAUAUUUGGAAUUUUAACAGCGCGAUGGUGUAA
Molecule: messenger RNA, 741 nt
Organism: Onthophagus taurus
Lineage: Eukaryota; Metazoa; Arthropoda; Insecta; Coleoptera; Scarabaeidae
Source: RefSeq, a predicted model, not a curated record